This is a messenger RNA of Acyrthosiphon pisum (pea aphid), 1022 nucleotides long. RefSeq names its product fatty acyl-CoA reductase wat-like. Gene Ontology annotation, molecular function: alcohol-forming very long-chain fatty acyl-CoA reductase (NADP+) activity. Gene Ontology annotation, biological process: long-chain fatty-acyl-CoA metabolic process. The transcript has 5 exons. Gene Ontology annotation, cellular component: peroxisome. Bases 27 to 962 code for a protein of 311 amino acids. NCBI's taxonomy places the organism in Eukaryota, Metazoa, Arthropoda, Insecta, Hemiptera, Aphididae. The record is from RefSeq and is a predicted model, not a curated record.
GUGCAAAGCAAGUUCUUGUUUUAUAAAUGUAUUUGUAUGUGAUUUAUAGAAUUUUAGAAGAUUGGCCAAACACAUAUUGUUUUACAAAAGCAAUUGCAGAAAAUUUGGUAUUAAUAAAUGGAAUUCACUUACCAAUUUCAGUGUUUCGUCCAUCAAUUAUCGGCUGUACGAAAUCAGAGCCUGGUCCCGGUUGGCUGGAAAACAUGAACGGUCCAUCUGGGAUAGUUGCCGGUGUCAUGACUGGAUUUUUGAGGACCGUUCCAAUUGUCAAAAACAAAAUCACGGAUAUAGUGCCGGCGGAUUACACCGUCAAUGCGUUGAUUAGUGUCAUGUGGGACACGGUGAACAGAUAUCAAAACUCCAACUUGAUAAACCAGGAACCAAAAGUUUAUAAUUACGUUUCUAGUGUUGAGAGUCCCUUGCUAUGGGGUAGGUAUAUUGAAGAAAUGAAUGGCCAUUAUCAUGAAGCACCGCCUCUACAGUCAAUAUGGUAUAUAUUUUAUGUUUUUUAUACCAAUUUAUGGAUUGGCAAAAUGUUGAGAUUCGUAUUGCACCGGAUACCAGCCGCGUUGAUGGAUUUUUGGUUAACCGUAUGUGGUAAAAGUCCUAAAAUUUUGAAAAUGUAUGUGAAAACGGAAUGCAUGAUGGAUUUGCUUUAUGAGUUUACUACGAGACAGUGGAAAUUCGACAAUAGUAACACUAGGGAGUUGUGGUCGUUGUUAAGUCAAGACGACCGUAACGUUUUCUGGUACAGCCUGGAAGAAUUUGAUUGGACAUCCUAUAUAAAAAUUUAUUUUUAUGGUAUCAGAAAACACGUGUUACAUGAAGAAUUGAGUAACGUGACUAAAGCAACAGAAAAAAAUCGAAAAUUAUUUUGGAUGCAUCAGUUAUGUAUUUCUUUAAUUAUUUACGUUGCGUUCCAAGCAUGUUGGACGUUUGUAUCGUAUAUUCAUAUUGAUUAACAGAACGUAUAGGUACAGCAUAUUUCACUGGCUACACAGUAUACAUUAUUAAUUGUUAUC